UCCUUCCUUCCUUCCUUCCCUUCCUUCCCUUCCUGCCUUUCUUCAUGCUUGCUUCCCUCCACCGCCUGUGUACAUUGGUUAUAUGAAGCUCUCAUCUCUCUCUUCCUCAGUCUCUUUCUCAGUCUGCUUGACAGCGUCUCCUCCCAACUGUGCUCUCUCCAUCCUCGCCUCCCUUUACUCUCUCACUCUCGCUCUCCCUCGCUCCCUCUCUCCAGGCUGCGCCUCAUUGGUGUGUCCUGAUUCCCUUUUUCCAUUAGUAGGCUCCGGGCCCAUUGGUCGCCCUCCUUCCAACCAUUAUCUCCACUCGUCCAGCCCUCUGUCAUCCUGUCUCCCUCCACUCUGCCUCCUCACAUUCCCCAGUCAUCUCUGAAGUCGUAAAAAAAAUUAAAAAUGAAUUUGCAUGCAAUGCGGGAGCAGAAGUUUGUACUGAGCAUGUUAAAUGAAUUGGGGGAGAAGUAAAGGGAAGGCUGUCAGAAAGAAGAGGAAGGACAUUUUGGAGAAAAGUUUCAAGAGAAGACUGCAGCUGAAAAUGAGUCUGGAGGAGACGUGGUGAGCAUUUCCUCUCCAAGUGAACGCCAGUAGGUUACAGUGGAAGCCGAGGUCUGGAAGAACUGUCUCAACGCCAAACCAUUGCAGAUGGAGGUGGAUGCAGACGAUAAGCGCCACCGCACACGCUCCAAAGUGCCUGUGGAUCCAGCAUUAACGCAGCUUUUCAGUGUGUAUGGAUGCCCCGUGGCCAAGAAGAGAAAGAGUCUAGACAGACAAACCUUGGAGACCUCCCCCAAAAAAAGCACCUACCUCGACGACAUGGACAACUCGACAAUGGAGGAGUGCUACGAGACGGAUGGAACAGAGGAGAUGGACGACAGAGAGGAGGAAGAGGAUGGACCGCUCGAGGAGGAGGAGGAGGAGGGUGAGGUGGAGGAGGCUGAAGGCUAUAUGGACUACAACGAAGAGCAAAUGGAGCAUGAGGAAGGCGAGAUGGGGAGAGGGGAGGGUGAGGAAGAGGUAGAUGUGGAGGAAGAAGAAGACGAAGAAGAGGAAGAGCGGGUGGAAGAGGAGGAAGAGGAGGAGACAGUGGCGGUGGAGGACUAUGAAGAGGCGGAAGAGGAGGAAGGGGAGCAAGGGCAAGAGGAGGAGCUGAUGAGUGGUGGUGAGGGCAACAGUGGCGGUGAAGGUGGAGGUGGAGGUGGCGGCAGCGGCAAGUUAGGUUCCACAGUGGAGAGGGACGACAACAACAACGACGAGUAUGAGAACUAUGACGAGCUUGUGGCCAAGUCGCUGCUCAACCUGGGCAAGAUCGCAGAAGAUGCCGCCAACCGGGCAAUGACGGAGUCAGAGAUGAACAGCAACUCCUCUCACAGUGCUGAAGAGGAAGAAGAGGAGGAGGAGGAGGAUGAAGAGGAAGAAGAAGAGGAGGAGGAAGAGGAGGAGGAGGAGGAGGAAGAAGAGGAGGAAGAAGAAGAAGGGGAGGAGGAGGAGGAGGAGGAAGAAGAAGAGGAAGAAGAGGAAGAGUGCGAGGAAGCACCAAGAGGUAAUCAGCACGAUCUGAGUUUGGACGUUCAUAGUGACGUGGUCAGAGAGACUGUGGACUCGCUCAAACUCCUGGCACAGGGACACGGGGCUGUGUUGUCGGACAAUUUGGAGGGACAGGACUACGCGGAAGGCAUUGCUGGAAACGGAGACUGUUCCCACAACGGCCUAAGUGUGCACAACGGCGGUAACGGACUAAGUAAGACCACCGGUAAUGGACAAUUCGAAAACAGUGAUGAGGAAGUGUGUCUAAGCAGUCUGGAGUGCCUACGGAAUCAAUGCUUCGAUCUUGCUCGGAAACUGAGCGAAACAAAGCCCACAGAUCGCAACGGGUCCUUCCAGCAGAAUCAUUACCAAUGCGGGGACAUGAAUCAGCAGCCCCAACAUCACGGCUAUGGGGAGUUCCAGCAUAGCCAGGACGACAGACGAGCGCUGGACAGGAACUAUUCUGACAUGGACAAUCUCUUGAAGCUUGAGGAGCAGCUGAGCCCGCGAUCCAAAGCCUUUGCCAGUUGUGUGCAAGCGGACCGUUUUCACCACCGAGACUUCGACGAAGACACGGCCUCUGUGACGUCAGACAGGUCAGAGGAAGUGUUUGACAUGACAAAAGGCAACCUUUCCUUGCUGGAAAAGGCUAUCGCGUUGGAGUCCCAACGUGCAAAGGCACUGAGGGAUAAAAUGGAGACGGAAGCAGCUAGGAGAGACGGCGUGAGGUAUAGCCAUGAUGACCACGGGUCACGGCAUGCCUAUGCGGUUGAGCGUAAAGGACGACUCCCUGAUGGAAUGAAGAAGCUUUUCUAUCAUAAAGAAGCUUCCCGCGCCGACAAGAAAGAGAGUCGCUGUCCGACACCAGGCUGUGACGGCACGGGUCACGUGACUGGCUUGUACCCCCACCAUCGAAGCCUGUCGGGCUGUCCGCACAAAGACAGAGUGCCACCAGAAAUUGUGGCUAUGUAUGAGAACGUUCUUAAGUGUCCUACGCCUGGCUGCACUGGACGCGGCCAUGUCAAUAGCAACAGAAACUCCCACAGAAGUCUGUCUGGAUGCCCCAUUGCUGCAGCCGAGAAGCUGGCCAAGGCCCAGGAAAAACACCAGAGCUGUGACGGCUCCAAGCCCAACCAGGCUUCUGACAGAGUAUUAAGGCCUAUGUGCUUUGUCAAACAACUGGACUAUCCUCAGUAUGGUGACAAGAACAAUGUUUCCACCAGCACGCCCCGAUCCAACCUGGCCAAGGAGCUGGAGAAGUACUCCAAGACCAGCUUUGACUACAGCGCCUUCGAGGGUACCAACAACCACCAAGUGUAUGGGAAACGGGCCAUUGCACCCAAGGUUCACGGGCACAGGGAUACCUCCCCGAAAGGAUUUGAUGCCAAGCGCUAUUGCAAGAACUCCAGCUCAGCCAGCAGCACCACCAGCACCUACGCUCCCAGCAGCAGCAGCAGCAGUCUGAGCUGUGGAGGUGGAGGAGGGGGUGUGGGAGGAGGUGGUGGCAGCAGCGCCAGCAGCACCUGCAGCAAAAGCAGCUUCGACUACAACCACGACAUGGAGGCUGCGCACAUGGCCGCCACGGCCAUCCUCAACCUGUCUACGCGCUGCCGGGAGAUGCCCCAUGGUAUGGGAGGAAAGCCCCAAGAUCUGUGCUCGCAGAGUCCCAGCCUGGAUGUUGACGAGAACGGUACAUUGGACCUGAGUAUGAGCAAGCGUCUGUGCAGCGGCGGAGGGGACUCUGUGCUCACCCCACUAGAGCCCAUGUCCCCCCAAAGGCAAGCUGCCCUUCUGGGCUCCCGCUGCUACGGCAUGGGCGACGCUGCCGACUGUUGGGACCUGCCUGUAGACUACACCAAGAUCAAACACAUAGAUGAGGACGAGAAAGAGGAUGACCUGGACCCCUUCCAAGACUUGCUGGAGGACCGCUCCUACACCACAGAUGUCAACAUGCCCAGUCCCAAACCCAAGUAUGCCCAGUGCAAGGAGAGUAAGAAGGACCUGAUAACAUGUCCCACACCGGGGUGUGACGGAAGUGGUCACUUGACAAGCAAUUUCGCCUCACAUCGAAGUCUCUCAGGUUGUCCGUUAGCAGAUAAAAGUAUUCGGAGUAUGCUGGCCAACAACGCACAAGAGCUCAAGUGUCCUAUUUAUUCUGAACCAUCCUUGUACCAUUUGCAACAAUUUAUCUGCAGCCUCUCAGGGUGUCCGCGGGCCAGGAAAAGUGGGAUAAAGAUCAUCCACAGCAAAGAGAACAAGGAAGACCAAGAACCUAUCAGGUGUCCUGUUCCUGGUUGUGAUGGUCAGGGUCAUGUGACAGGAAAGUAUGCAUCCCACAGAAGUGCGUCAGGAUGUCCCAUAGCUGCCAAGAGACAAAAAGAUGGCUACCUAAAUGGCAUCCAGUUCACAUGGAAGUCUGGCAAGACAGAGGGAAUGUCCUGUCCCACGCCGGGCUGCGACGGCUCAGGUCAUGUCAGCGGCAGCUUCCUGACACACCGAAGUCUGUCGGGCUGUCCGCGUGCCACCUCUGCCAUGAGGAAAGCCAGGCUCUCUGGAAUGGACAUGCUCACAAUUAAGCAGCAGCGCAGCAGCAAUGGGUUGGAUCACGAAGAGGAGCUCAAACAUCUGGAUGAAGAAAUCAAAGACUUAAGUGACUCAAAUUCACAAGUGGAAGCAGACAUGAUCAAACUCAGAACUCAGAUCACCACUAUGGAGUCCAACUUGAAGUCCAUGGAGGAGGAAAACAAGGUGAUUGAACAGCAAAAUGACUCUCUCCUGCAUGAGCUGGCCAACCUCAGCCAGUCACUGGUUAACAGUUUAGCUAAUGCCCAGCUCCCCCAUAUGAAACCGCUGCCGCACAAAGAACCUCUUCUUCGGAGUAACAGUUGCUUACAGCUCCACCAGCAAGAGCCCAUUGAACAAAACUUUGAUGCCUAUGUUACUUCCUUAACGGACAUGUACACCACCCAAGACCAAUACCACAGUCCGGAAAACAAAACCUUGUUGGACAACAUCAAGCAAGCGGUCCAAGGGAUCCAAGUGUAACCAUUUGUGAAAGGCAACCUCAUGUUCACCCCUGCAAGAUGUGGACCGUGUCUCCGAAUUCCUCAAGAGCGGUGAAGAUUCCAUCUCCUCUGUGCAGAGCAGUUACAUAUAAUGUACAGUGUUAAAUAUUCUAAUAAUAAAAAAAAAAGAGGUAUUAUGCUUCGCAAGAGACAUCCGAGAAUUUUGUUUCUUUUUUGGGGGGGAGGGGGUGGUUCUUGCUUCGAGGAAGAACACAAAAGCAUAAACAGCAAAAUAGUUUUUGAGGACAUUUUGUACGUUUUCAUAUGAGCUGACAGUGUCAUGUAAUGUUUCUAACUGCUCACAUAUGCACAUUUUAGUGUAUACUACUGAACAGUAAGCUGAUACUAACGGAACACGAGUUCUUUUUAUUGCUUGACCACAGAGCAUUUUAGAUGACAAAACAAAAGCUGAGCUGGACAGUGAUCUAAAUGGACAAAAACACGUGAAGAUGAAACAAAUAAUUUUUCCCUUCAAAUGGGUGGUUUUACAGUACAUGUCUUGCUUGUGGAGUGCUCAAGGGCAAGAGCUGGCUUGCAAAUGACUUUUAUUUAUUUUUAUUUUUGACAAUGCUUGAAAAAAUGUGUUUUCAUUUAUUCUAAAAAAAAAAAAAAAGUGUAGCUGAAGUUUGGGGGGUUUGUAAUCGGUGCUGUAAAUGAAUCUGGAAGGGGAAACUGACCGGACGUUUGUAUGAAUGUAUGUAUGAGCAGUUAUAUUGUUAACAUCAUUACACGGAAACCCAAUGGUGGAAAUCCCAUAAUUUAGCAGACCAAAUUAAUUCCCAGGGGAAGAGAUCUGUGCAGUGCAUGUACGGUCACAUGCACCUCAUCCUAUAAUCUCAAUUCCAACUGUUAAGACAACGACCUAGAUAUAUCAUUCACAUCCUCCUAUUAAAUCCAAAUUGUGUUGCUAUAAUCAAAUAAUAUUUCAGCAAUAUAAAAAGUAAAUAAUUUGCUUAUUAUGGUUACGAGAUACAAUCUGAAAAGAGACAAAAUAUGGGGUAUAUGCAAUUUCUUGUUUUUAAAUCGUGAGGCAACACUAAUCUUUUUAAUAUAGCUAUGUAAAAUAGUGAUUUUUUUUUAUACAAAUCUUUUAAUACAAAAAGUUUUUUAAAAUAAUGUAGGAGGAAUCUGAUUGUUGACCUCUCCAAGUGAAACGCUCAUUUCACUUUUUUCAGUAAUGUUUUGCACAGGGACACCUUCGUUUCCAUGUUCUGAUGUUCUUACAGAACUAAAAGCAGUACCCGAGAGACGAAAAGGAGGGUUUUGUAAAGAGUAUUUAUAGACAGCAGGACUUACAGGGUCACUGUCCCCACAUAUGUGCCAGUAGACUAUUUGCACUUGUCCUUGAAGAUAUUAUCCUUACAUAUGGCGACGUGCAAUUUUCCAGGUGACCUCUUUGGCACACGAUUGGAGCAACCAACAGCUUGGAGCCACUGUGUGGAUUAAGUACCACUGAAAAAAGGAAGAACAGGGAAGAGGAUGACUAUUACUACAGCAGUUGUACUGUAGGUUAUUGUAAAAACAUGAUCAAUGUUCAUUUUUGCUAUGUUUUAGGAGGAUGAAGUUAGCCCCCAGCAGCACUUUAUAUCUAAUCAUUGUACAAAGGAAUUAAGUAAUCAAUCAAUUCAAGGUUAAAAAAAAAUCAAAAGAAAAAAAGCAGAAGACAAAAAAAAUUUUAAAAAGGCCUGGUGAAACGAGACCUUUUGAGAGGGUGAUACAAUCCAGCAUCACACACACCCAGCGUGACCGUCUGCACCUCUCCAUUCUGUCGUUCAAGCUGUUAGCAGUCAUCAGAAUUUGCCUUGUCCGGAGCGAAUGGAACCGAAUCUCAUGAACUUUGCCGCCCACUUUCCAGGACUCUCUCCUGCGCAUCAUCCAUAACUGCAUUCACCUUUUUUCAACGGCAUUGUGUCUGCAGCUUUUUGCCAAUAUAGUGAUGCUUCAGUCGAGUGAUUGCUAGUGCAAGUUUUUUGGAUUAAUUUGUAAUUAUCAGUCAAAACGGAAAAAGGGAUUCUUAAAGCACAAACUGCUCAUCUGACGUUGGUACAUAAAUAACUAAUCUGAAGAGUUAUCUGUGACUACAAGGAACACAAAAAGGUUGCAAAAUAUUUCGAUUGAUGACUUUUCAUUAAAAAAAAAAA
Messenger RNA from Hippocampus comes (tiger tail seahorse), 6724 nucleotides. It is a transcript of the gene myt1lb, whose product is annotated as myelin transcription factor 1-like, b. Gene Ontology annotation, biological process: regulation of transcription by RNA polymerase II. The transcript is spliced from 22 exons. The record is from RefSeq and is a predicted model, not a curated record. Bases 637 to 4563 code for a protein of 1308 amino acids. NCBI's taxonomy places the organism in Eukaryota, Metazoa, Chordata, Actinopteri, Syngnathiformes, Syngnathidae. Gene Ontology annotation, cellular component: nucleus. Gene Ontology annotation, molecular function: zinc ion binding; DNA-binding transcription factor activity, RNA polymerase II-specific; RNA polymerase II cis-regulatory region sequence-specific DNA binding.